This is a messenger RNA of Bolinopsis microptera, 1941 nucleotides long. Its product is annotated as medium-chain specific acyl-CoA dehydrogenase, mitochondrial-like. Gene Ontology annotation, molecular function: medium-chain fatty acyl-CoA dehydrogenase activity; flavin adenine dinucleotide binding. Bases 4 to 1233 code for a protein of 409 amino acids. Gene Ontology annotation, cellular component: mitochondrion; cytoplasm. Gene Ontology annotation, biological process: medium-chain fatty acid catabolic process. The transcript has 7 exons. Lineage: Eukaryota; Metazoa; Ctenophora; Tentaculata; Lobata; Bolinopsidae. The record is from RefSeq and is a predicted model, not a curated record.
AGAAUGGCACUUGUAGGUAGAAUCUCCCGUCAACUCUUCCCAAGACUCUACCCUGUUGUCAGCUCCUCAGCCAGAAACAUCUCCUUCAACCUGAAUGAUCAGCAGACCGAAAUACUAGAAACUACAAGAAAGUUCACUCUGGACGAGGUAGUUCCUACAGCUGCCCACUAUGACGAGACCGGGGAUUAUCCCUGGGAAGUGCUACAGAAAGCUUUUGAUCUAGGCCUCAUGAAUACCACUAUAUCUGAGGACUAUGGAGGCUUGGGUUUGUCCCUAUUGGAAGCUUGUAUCGUACAAGAAGAGAUCGGGUUCGGAUGUACUGGUAUUGCAACCGCUCUCGGUGGAAACAGUCUAGCUGAGUCGCCAGUUAUAAUAGCAGGUAGCCACGAGUUGAAGAAGAAGUACCUGGGAAGAAUGACGGAGGAACUGCUAGUUGCAGCGUACGGUGUGACCGAGCCUUCUGCAGGGUCUGAUGUUGCUUCUACGAGAACUAGCUCUAGAAAAAUUGGUGAUGAUUACGUAAUAAACGGAAGUAAAAUGUGGAUAACCAACUGUGGACACGCGAACUGGUUCUUUGUCUUCACUCGAUCGGACCCCGACCCAAAGUGCCCGGCUGCUAAAGCUUUCACGGCUUUUGUUGUGGACGCAGACUCACCAGGAGUCACUGUCGGGAGGAAGGAAUGGAAUAUGGGACAACGAGCAUCAGACACCAGAGGUGUAACAUUUGACGAGGUGGUAGUCCCAGCUGACAAUGUUGUAGGGGAGCCGGGAGGUGGCUUUAAGGUUGCUAUGAAGUGCUUCGAUAAGACCAGGCCUACUGUUGGUGCUAUGAGUCUGGGGUUGGCUAGGAGGGCACUAGAUGAGGCUACAAAAUACUCGAUGGAGCGUAAGACGAUGGGCAAGCAGAUAUUCAAGCACCAAGCAGUUCUCUUUAUGUUAUCUGACAUGGCUAUGAGAUACGAACUGGCUAAACUUGCUGUUUGGAGAUCGUGUGCCGAUUAUGAUGAGGGACGCAGAAACACUUACUACGCCUCUAUCGGUAAACUGUACGGCGCUAUCGCCGCUAACAAAAACGCAAGCGAUUCAGUGCAGGUGUUCGGUGGGAACGGCUACAACAAGGAUUAUCCAGUAGAAAAGCUUAUGAGGGACGCAAAGAUCUUCCAGAUCUACGAGGGAACGGAUCAGAUUCAAAAACUUAUCAUCGGCCGAGAGCACAUGACCAAAUACUUUUAAAUAAGUACUUUUUACGAAACUUAAAAGCAGACAUUGCAUUUUUGUUUCGAUUCAAAACUAUAAACUGUCUUAAUUAAAAACUACUGACCCUAUUUAUUACAUAACUUUCAUCGAUUCUUAUGAUUUGUUGUACAGCAUGUUUCUAUUGCUUGAAUUUUAUUCAGAGUAUAUUAGCCGUCCCUUAUUUUUAAUGAGUAGGGCUCUUUUGAUUAAAUUAACUGUAUCGAUUUACUAACUUUGAUUUUUCAAUUGUGCAUCUAUGAAUUAAGAUUGUUACCUAGUGCCCAUUAAUGAAUAAUUGUUUUGUAUUUUUGUUUAACACUGAUUAGUAAAAUAUUUCAAACAUGCGAUUUUCGAUUGUCCGUUAUUAUGUUUUGCUCCGUUUACAAAUUACAUCAAAUUUUAAGAUAACGACCGGUACUUUCACUGGCGUUUGAUAUUAAGAACGUGACUGUUGCGUCAGAUAAACUGGUAAUACAAUCGAAUUAUGUAGCUGAAUACAGGAUACUAGAGUGGGUCAGUUGGACUUUCUGUACCAAAGUCCUUCUUUGACUGUAAUAUCUGUGAGCCGCCAGACAUAAUUGUAUGGUAGCACACCAUUUUUUAGCGCACGCCGACAUACCACGCGCGCGCGUGGGAACUUCUUGUUCACGAAUAAAUCGAGUAUAUAUAUUGUAUGCAAGUAUUGUAUAUUACUUUGUGUGCGAU